Rhinolophus ferrumequinum (greater horseshoe bat) is the source of this 1701-nucleotide messenger RNA. RefSeq names its product solute carrier family 22 member 1-like. The transcript has 11 exons. NCBI's taxonomy places the organism in Eukaryota, Metazoa, Chordata, Mammalia, Chiroptera, Rhinolophidae. The record is from RefSeq and is a predicted model, not a curated record. Bases 1 to 1701 code for a protein of 566 amino acids. Gene Ontology annotation, biological process: transmembrane transport. Gene Ontology annotation, cellular component: membrane.
AUGCCCACCGUGGAUGACGUUCUGGAACAGGUUGGGGAGUUUGGCUGGUUCCAGAAGCAAGCCUUCCUGACCCUGUGCCUGCUCUCAGCUUCCUUCGCCCCCAUCUACGUGGGCAUCGUCUUCCUGGGCUUCACCCCGGACCACCGCUGCCUGAGCCCCGGCGUGGCCGAGCUGAGCCGGCGGUGCGGGUGGAGCCUGGCGGAGGAGCUGAACUUCACGGUGCCGGGCCCGGGGCCGGAGGGCGAGGCCUUCCCCCGCCAGUGCCGCAGCUACCAGGUGGACUGGAACCAGAGCGCCCUGGGCUGCGUGGACCCGCUGGCCAGUCUGGCCUCCAACAGGAGCCACCUGCCACUGGGCCCCUGUCUGCACGGAUGGGUGUACGACACGCCUGGUUCCUCCAUCGUGACCGAGUUUAACCUGGUCUGUGAGAACUCCUGGAAGGUGGACGUCUUUCAGUCCUGUGUGAACGUGGGCUUCUUCCUAGGCUCUCUGGGCGUCGGCUACAUUGCAGACAGGUUCGGCCGUAAAUUAUGUGUCCUGGCCACCACCCUCAUCAGUGCCAUCUCAGGCGUCCUCAUGGCCGUCGCGCCUGACUACACAUCCCUGCUGCUCUUCCGCCUGCUGCAGGGGCUUGUCAGCAAGGGCAGCUGGACGGCUGGCUACACCUUGACCACAGAGUUUGUGGGCCUGGGCUACAGAAGAACGGUGGCGAUCCUCUACCAGAUGGCCUUCACGGCGGGUCUCGUGCUGUUCUGCGGGGUGGCCUACGCCAUCCCCCACUGGCGGGGGCUGCAGCUGGCCGUCUCUGUGCCCACCUUCCUCUUCCUGUUCUACUACUGGUGUGUGCCCGAGUCUCCCCGAUGGCUGUUAUCGCAAAAGAAAAACUCUCAAGCAAUAAAGAUAAUGGACCAUAUUGCCCAAAAGAAUGGCAAGCUGCCUCCUGCUGAUCUAAAGAUGCUCUCUCUCGAAGAGGAUGUCACCGAAAAGCUGAGCCCUUCGUUUGCAGACCUGUUCCGCACACCGCACCUGAGAAAGCACACCUGCAUCCUGAUGUACCUGUGGUUCACCAGCUCCGUGCUCUACCAAGGCCUCAUCAUGCACAUGGGUGCCACAGGUGGGAACCUCUACCUGGAUUUCUUCUACUCCGCCCUGGUGGAAUUCCCAGCAGCCUUCAUCAUCAUCCUCACCAUUGACCGCGUUGGCCGCCUCUACCCGUUGGCUGUGUCAAAUCUGGUGGCAGGGGCAGCCUGCUUCACUAUGGUUUUCAUCUCACAUGAUCUACACUGGUUAAGCAUGGUAGUAGCUUGUGUUGGCCGGAUGGGAAUCACCAUCGUGUUCCAAAUGGUGUGUCUGGUGAAUGCUGAGCUGUAUCCUACGUUCGUCAGGAACCUUGGAGUGAUGGUAUGUUCCUCUCUGUGUGAUUUGGGUGGCAUUAUCACCCCCUUCUUGGUCUUCAGGCUGGUGGAGGUUUGGCAAGGCUUGCCCCUCAUUUUGUUUGCGGUGCUGAGCCUGGUUGCUGGGGGAAUGACGCUGCUCCUUCCGGAGACCAAGGGGGUUGCGUUGCCAGAGACCAUUGAGGAGGCAGAGAACCUGCGGAGGAAAGCGAAGCCCAAAGAAAAGAAGAUUUACCUUCAGGUUCAGACAUCAGAAGUACAGACACCUGAGAGAGACACUUCCCAGGGGGCUGAAGGGCAGAGAUGA